AUGACAUUUCCGAUUCUGCUGAGGGUCGUGUUAACACACUUGGCCUUUUCAUUUCAGAAAGUACUCGCUGUCGCCAAUCUCUCUCCCUACACUAAAAUAUCAGAUAUCAAAGGUUUAUUUACAAAUAUGGGAGUUAUUAGUGUUCGACUUAUUGUGAACAACCAGGGCAAGCAUUUGGGCUAUGCCUUUGUUGAGUUUUCUUGUGCUUACGACGCAAACAAGGCUCUCAAAGAGAAGAAUGGUGAAUAUUUGCACGAUCAUAAGAUUUUUUUGAUGAGAGAACAUGAUGAAACUCCUGAUUAUGUUGAGGCAGUUGCCGUACAGAAAAAGACGAUCUUUGUCUCCCAUGUCUCUCCCCAAACUGAAAUAUCACAUAUCAUCAGUUUCUUCAAAGAUGUUGGAGAAGUUGUUCAUGUUCGACUUAUUGCAGACAACGAGGGCAGGCAUUUGGGUUAUGGCUUUGUUGAGUUUUCUUCUGAUAACGAAGCAGAGAAGGUGAGACUAAAGAACGGUGAAUAUUUGCAUGAUAGCAAGAUUGUUCUUGAAGUGGCUGAGGCUCCAUACGAUCCACCCAAGUAUUGCAUAGAUUACAAUGUUUGGUACGAAGACUACCUUAGCCAAGAAAGCCUUCUGAUGGGAGAAAACGACGAGGUAGUGAAAGGACUUGAUGAAACUCCCGAUUUUGUUGAGCCAUUUGCUGUAACAAAUAAGACGCUCUUUGUUUCCGGUCUCGCUUUCCAUACUAAUUUUUCAGAUAUUGUCAGUUUCUUCGAAGAUGUUGGAGAAGUUGUUCGUGUUCGAAUUGUUAUAGACCACAGGGGUAAUCAUGUGGGCUGUGGGUUUAUUGAGUUUGCUUCUACUGAGGAAGCAGAGGAGGCUGUUGAAAAGAAGAAUGGUGUAUCUUUGUACUACAGCCGCUACUUUAAGAUUUCUCUUCAAUUGGCAGAGAUAGCAGCUCCUUACCCUCUCCCACCCAAGUAUUCGAGAGAGAGGAAACCGCGGAUCCUUAGCCGUGAUAACACUUCUGCAGCUUCCGAGUUUAUUGGCAACACGCCGUUUCUGCGAUUAGAUAGCAAAUGCAGUAUUGAGGCUAGUUUGCUUGACAGUACCAUUUUAUGCAUAACCAUCAUAAAUUUCGUCCUUUAUCAAUGA
Molecule: messenger RNA, 1152 nt
Organism: Camelina sativa (false flax)
Lineage: Eukaryota; Viridiplantae; Streptophyta; Magnoliopsida; Brassicales; Brassicaceae
Source: RefSeq, a predicted model, not a curated record